GCUACUUUAAUACGCACACAAAAAUUUGUGAGAAAUCAUGAAGAAGUGAUUAAGAACUCAAAGAAAUUGCAAUCUUUAAUAAAUUUGUGCAGCAAGCUUGUGGCUAACUUAAGUAACUGCUAAAUAUUUCGUGUACAGCGAAGAAAUUGUGUGCAAAGUGGACAAAUGUUACGUGAAAAGUACCUAGCAAAGCAGCAGCGUGAACCGGAUUAACAAAAUUUUUCAUUUUUGUUGUGUGCAUUUUAGUUUCAGUUUUUAUUUUCGCAAGAACGAAACAGUAUUAAGUGAAAAUUUUGCAAACGUGCGAUAAAGUUUUAGCCAAGAAUAAGAGCUGUGCAGUGCACGCGUCUCGUGCGAAUCGCAGUGAAAGAGUUUGAAAGCAAAAACAGAGAAAGUGCUUGGAAUUGAACUAAGAUGAUAGUAAUUUCCGGCGUGGAAUCGUAUUCAUUAAAUGGAACCGUUGAGUUAACGACAGUAUUGGGUGCGCUUUUUGGCGUCGUCACUUUGAUGUUCUUAUUUUUCCUUUACGUACAUCGCAAAUGGUGCUUUCAUGCUCGACACGGUCUAAAUUGUUGCGAUGAGAAGAUAAACGCAUCCAAAUACACGCAAAAAAUGUGUAAGUCACGCAAACGCCGUUAUGAUAAUACCAGCUCUGAUUCGGAGGAAGAUAUAUUGCGGCGCUUACGCUUGCAGCAGUCACGUAAUUUGUCAACGAACAGUAAUUUCAAUAGUUACGGUGUGCACCAGCAGUCAUCGUAUCUGCCACCGUCUCCGCCAAAUCCCCAACACAGCUUCAAUUAUACGCCGAACGAAUUGCAGCGCGUUACGAUAACACCACGUUUCGAUCCGGCGCGUGAUCCGUUGGCCAUAGCGGAGCGUGGCAAAGUCGGUAUUCCGUCCUCGCAUAGUGAGUGCAGUUCGAAUGACUCGGAGAAGGCCUCGGUCGACAGUCAUACGGGUAUUUUGACCGGUGACAGGAAAGAACGUCUUCAAAGUAAUGGCGGCACGAAUAAAUCGAGCGAAUGCAGCGCUUCGUCUUCGCUGAAGGAGUCGCGCAUCGAUAAUCGUGCGGAUUUGCCAAAAACCAGCAGUAAUAGCAGUAGCAGCAGAUAUCAGAAGAUAUCGACGGCGUCUGCGCGUCAAGACAGUUUAGAUGAUGUGCCUGAUUUGCAUAGCAAUAAUAAUAAUAUUCAUAACAGCAGUAAUAAUAAUAACGAAGAUGAACCACUUUUCGACACCAGCGAUUUGCGUUCCAUCAAAUCGGACGACACUUCGGUGCAGAAUCAAUUCUAUGGUAAAAGUGGCAGUAUCGAAAUCUCCUUGCUGUACGAUGCACCCAUGCGUAAGAUGACUGUGCACGUAAUGCAAGCCCGCGGUCUACCCACUUUGGGGAACGGACAAACGACGCACACGCAGGUCCGUCUUCUUAUGUUGCCAAAUAAGAAGCAAAAGCAUAAGACUAAAAUUCGCUCGGGCGAGAAUCCACAAUAUAUGGAGAGUUUUCUGUUACAUCGAGUCAAUCCAGAGGAGGUUAACAAUAUGGGACUGCGUGUACGAAUAUACGGUUGCGAGCGUUUGCGGAAAGAACGUCUAAUUGGCGAGGCGUAUGUUAGUUUCGCCACAAUAGAUUUACAGUUGGAGACGAAUUUGUGGCUACCAUUGGAGCCGAGGAGUACGGCAUCUGUUUUGGGCUCAAAUAGUGAUUUGUUAAGUCUGGCGCGUUCAGAUAGUGCCGGUUCGACCACAUCGAUGCAACAUGGUGGUGUGCCAGAACUACUCUUAGGUUUAGGUUAUAACGGCGUUACAGGGCGUUUGACAGUGGAAAUUGUCAAGGGUAGUCAUUUUCGUAGUUUAUCAAUGAAUAAGGCGCCCGACACAUAUGUAAAGCUGUGCUUAGUUAGUAGUAUCGGGCAGGAGAUAUCGCGAGCGAAAACAUCAACGAGACGCGGCCAACCACAUCCGCUCUUUAAGGAGACCUUCGUCUUUCAAGUGGCACUUUUCCAGUUGAACGAUGUGACGCUUAUGGUUUCCGUUUAUGCGAAACGUAAUAUGAAAAAGAAUGAAAUGGUCGGCUGGUUUAGUAUGGGUCUAAACUCGUCCGGACCAGAGGAGGUAGCGCACUGGGCGGAUGUACGCGACUUAGCCAAGGGCGAGCUAUUGGCGCGAUGGCAUGUGCUAGUAGAUUCCUGAUUCGAGCAGUUGGGACAAUCUUCACGUCGCGGCAGUGCCCUAGGCAUACUAGGUUUUGCGACGAAAGAGAAGUCCAAAUCGAAGAAGUUGAAGGAGGAGGAGGAGGAGGAAGACGAUGUGAACCGUGAUAUUGGUAAUGUGCCGGACAAAGCGGUGGCCGUCAACAUUGAGGCCGGCUUAGAGCUCGACUUUGUUUAGAGAAUUGGGUAUAACCAAACGACUUUUUUGUAAUGUAAAUCACACGACGCAAAUUUUUUGUGUAUUUACGAAACAUAAAACCAAAUAACCAAAAGAAAAUUUGUAUAGCAAAGUUAGUUUUCUGUAAAUACCGUUACAGAAAAUGACACAGCUAAAUCGAUAAUUGUCACUUUAAAUUACAAAACAUGGAAAGAAUAAAAAAAAACCGUAAAUAAAUCAAAUACAAAUAAACAUAUUCUAUAUUUAAAGUAAAAUAUGUCACUUUACUAGUAAACAAAUUACGCACAGUAAAUAUUUUGGUAGCGAAGUCAUAAUACUAAACGAGUAUAAGAGGCAUUAAAUAAGAGACUAGUAACCUGAUAAAACUGGAAUUUCAUACAAAUAAUGCUCUAUGAUAAAUAAGUAACCUGUUGAUGAACUGAAGCAGAGAAUUUGUUGUUUUUUAAGGAACUAAAUAUUUGGAUCGGCUUUACCGUUGUUCGAUCCAUCGUAAGGAAUAUUGAAUUUUGUGAUAUGCGAAUGAGUAUUAAUUGUGAAAUGAAAUGUAUUUGCAAAAUAUUUGUUUAAAAAUAACUGGCUGUAGAGGCGAGGAAAUUUACUAGGGAUUUUUGGUACAACAACAAUUGAACAAUUUGCUUAACUUGCGCUUACGAAGGCAGUGGGCGCAGAACUUUGUGAAAUUUUAUUAUUUUUUUUUUGUUUAAGCAGGGAUUUUUCGAUUAAUUGCAAAUUCUGUAAUUUUUUGUAACGAACUCUAUGAGUUGUGCGUGCUUGCAAUUAAAUAUGUAUUAGUAUUAUAUAAUUAAACCAAAAAAAUAACAAAACUUAUCAUAUCAAUUCAAAAAUAUAACUGUAUUAUUAGUACCUUGCCAAUUUUCGAAGGCAAUUCUUGAUCGAUAAACUUUUUAUUUUAUUUAUACAUUUUACUUCACUUGUGGAUCGUGGUAAAUAUAAUUUCAAAUGCCUUAAUAAUGCGCGAACUGCUUUUAAUAAAAUUUUAAAUUAAGUUUAAUAUUAUAACGGAACUGUUAACAGUUACUACGCUUAUUUUAAAUACAUGCAACCUAUUUUGUUAAAAUUUUAUGCUUGCUAGCUUUGAUUUUCCACUUUAAAAAAAAAUGUUAAAAAAUUUUGAGAAUUCAAAAACAUUGACACACAAAUAAAAAAACUAUUUUUUUGAAGAACAGUUCCAAGUAACGAUAGGUAAAUGAUAAGGACAAUUUUUAAUCAAAAUGAAAGGUAUGAACUUGUUAAAUAAAGUAUUUACUCACUAACUAAAGAACUUUACUCAAAUGCAUACAUACAUACACAAACAGAAAUAUAAAAGCGUUUGUGUGCAAAUAUAAAAUAGUCAAAAAAAGUAAUAAGAAUUUAUGCAUGAAAGAGAAAAACUUAAGCAACAUUAACUAACUUUGUUAUUUCUAACUAAAUUUAUUUUUUUAUAUAACAAUGCAUUAAAGUAUAAAAAUUAAGAAAAACAAAAUAAAAACCUUAGCUUAAAAUAUCUAUUUUAUUGGUUAGUAAACCCAAACAUAAAAAAACCAUAAAUAAAUAAAAACAUACAUACGAGUAUAUUCCCAAGAGACUUAAAAUAUUAAAAAAACAAAAACACAAUGUAAGUUAAAUAUCUUUUUUAUACGGAAUAAACAAAGUAUACACAAAUACAAACUAAAUUAUUAAGUAACACAUACUAAUGCAUAUUAUAAAUACCGAUUUAUGACUACAAAUAUACUUAAUGUAGUAUUUGCCUAUAUUUUAAUACAUACAUACAAACUUAGGUAAACCUUAAAUAUCUUUAUGUGCUAAUUUUUACAAAUUUUUAAUGUUGCAUUUCAUUAUAGGUGUGUCCACCAGCUUAAAAAUGAAUGAGUAAAUUCGAUUUUUCAAUCAAUUAAUAAACUGUCACACAUUUUUAUAUAUUUCCGUAAAAGAAAACAAAAACAAUUUGCGCUAAAGAGCAAAUUUAAUAAACAUACAAAUGCCUCAAUGCAUAAAUGGCAAUAACUGUCAGUUAAAGUGGAAUUGGCACUUAAGUACAAAAUUCUGUUCAGAAUUCAUUUUUUUUAUAUUGUUUGACCAACAGCGUCAAAGAGUCAAUAAAUUUGCCAUUUUUGAUUAACGGAAAUGACGAUUUAGCGGUCUCUUCUUUGAGUUUACUUCAAACAGUUUUACAGCCCACGAAAUGAUAGCCGAACGGUCAGAUGCAAAUUGAUUUCUUUUAAUGUUUGAAAAAGGUGGCCGCGAAAAUUCGCAAAGUCUUUACUUUAAAAUAAUAAUACAAAUACAAGCUAAAACUUUUUUGACAAUCUUCAGUCAAAUUUACUUCAUUAAUACUUUUUUAUCUGCUCUGCCAAAGUAUUUCCUGUUUACAAAUAAUUAUUAUAACAGGGUAUAUUUAGUUUGCCACGAAGUUUGUAACCUCAGUAGGAAACUUCGCAGACCCUAUUAAAUAUGUACAUACAUAUGUACGUAUGUGAAAAGCUGAAUUGGUUUAGCGAAGUCCAUCUGUCUGUCUGCCUGUUUAUAAGCGAACUAGCGCCUCAAUUUUUGAGAUAUCGAUCUUAAAUUUUCCAUACCUCCUUUUCUCAUCAAGAGGUUGCUCUUUUGUCAGAAUCGACGAUUUUGGGUCAUCAUACAAUGUAGUUGCAAUACUAUUGGAUCCAAAAAAAUCCAAUUUUUGUAUGGAACAUUUUUUUUAUUUGAAAAAAAAAAAUUACUUUCUAAAACAAUUUCGAAUAAAGUGUCUAGAUCGGUUAACUAUAGCAUAUAGUUGCCAUACAAACUGACCGUUCCACAUCAAGUUCUCGUAUGAAAAACUUUUUUAUUUGAAAAGAUAUAUUCUCGAAAUUUGGCUUGAAUUAAUAUCCAAAACAAAGGUAAAAUUCCGAAUAAAUUGUCUAGUUCGGAUCACUAUGGAAUAUAGUUGCCAUACAAGCUAACUGAUCAACAACAAGUUCUUGAUGGAAUUUUUGAUGUUCGUGAAGAGUAUUAUAGAUUCGGUGCAACCGAUUUCAACGUUUUUUCUUGCUGCAAAGUCCAAUUUACUUCAUUAAUCUUUUCUUUGCUCCUUCAGAGCAACUCCAAAAAUGGCUUUUUUUGUUAUUUUUCCAAGUAUUAUUGCAACUUAGUACCUUGAAAAGUUGAAAAAGUUAAAAAACAUACAUACCUACACAAAUAAAUAUAAGUAAGCGCAUUUGAAAAUGCAGUUAGAAAAUGUUAAGAAAUCUACAGGAUACGCACAAAAUUGUACUUGAAGGAAGGCAGUUACAUGAACAGUAUUGCAAGAGUUUAUGGCAUAAAAACAAUUUAUCAAAUAUUUGGAUAUUUAAGUAAAAAAGUAAUGGAACAUUAGCGAGUAGUUUCUACUAAAAGACAAGUAACUAGAUUAUGCAAAUUUGGCGAGCGGUGCCCACUAAAUAUGACACGUAUCAAAGGAAAUAUUUAUGGAUUUUUCGCGAAAAGUUUUGAAACUGAAAUCAAAUUAAAAACGAAACCAAAAAAAAAUGCAUUGUUUUGUGUAAAAUGAACAUAUUGUAGCAGAGAAUGUCAAAUGCAUACUUGGUACAAGUGUCAAAGUGCUAACGGAACAUUUUGCAUGAUAUUUAACAAAUACCCAAUUGUUGGUAAAAUGUACUGACAGUCAGUGUAUGGCUACAAUUCCGUCUACAUGUGAAUGAAAAGUAUUAAAAUUGAGCUCAAUGAACUCAUUGCUAAGUUGCACACACACACUUUCUAAAGCGAAAACAAAAAAAUUUUCUUUCUUGUUCGAAACAGCAACAUGAAGUUGCAAUUGUAUUGCCACAAGUGUCGCAUGGCAAAAUAAAAGUUUAAAAAUAAUUUUUUUAGCGUAAUUAUAAUUAACAUAACAUAAAAGCUUUAAUUAACAAACUAAUUGUAAUUACUACCUUAUCAAUGUUGAAUGUUGCUACUAUGCCGCUGCACAUUCCCCAGCAAAUACAUAUAUACAUACAUACAUAAAUUAGAAGUACAAAUAAGUUUGGAAAAAUGUGAGCAGUUAGCGCCAAAAGGUGACAAAGAAACUGAAAGUAUUGUAUUAUUGAAGGAAAAUGAGUAGAUAAUACAAAAACAAUUGGAUUUAUACUUGCAACGGCUGGAGAGGUCAUUCCAUGUCGUUGAACAUCAUUAAAAAGAUAAUGUUAAAUAAUUUUUAAUGAUAUUUUUAGCGAAAGUGAAGUUAUUUUUAUAUUCAAAACUAUAGAUGUGUUUUUUAAUAAGAUCCAAAGCGGACUAAAUGUUUUUUAUUGCUGUUAUCUGCAUAUUUGUAUGUAUGUAAAAAGUAUUUACAUGGCUAUUUAAGUAGUAUAUUCAUACAAAAAUAUUUCAUAAAAAAACAACCGUUUAAAAAGUCAGCACUAUCUACUAUCCGAAACCUACCUAAAGAAUUUUUUAUUGAACACCAUGUAUUGUUGCUCUCUAAUUAACACUUUCUAGGUAUAGACACAGAAAAAAUGAUGAUGAUGGAGAUAAUUAUAACAACAUAAUCAAAUUAACAUGCUUAGCGGUAAAUUUAAAAAAUAAUACAUAUAUGUAUAUAUAUAAAUACAUAUAUAUUACGGAAAAUAAUAUGAAGAAGAACCCUGCAUAACACAAACAUACCAUUUAUUUACCAUAACUGCUUUAGGAUGUUCGUUAUGUGUCAAGUUGAAUUUGGUUUGUGCAAACGCCGCCUUGAAGUUGCAGUUUGUGCACUAAAAAUAAGAAUCCGAUGUUUCCAAAAAGUUUUUUUAACUCUUUAUUUUAAAUUAUUAUUAUCCGUAAAAAUAAGAAUCCAAUGUAAGCAAACUCGUUAUUUUAAAUUUCAGACGUGCCUAAAUUAUUUUAUUUUUCCAUACAUUUUACGUAUAAUUUUUUGAAACUUUGCAAUAAUUUUUUUAACUUCAAAGCAAAUAAACGUAAAAAGUGUGAUAUUCUAAUACACAAUUAUUUGCUCUACAAAAAGUCUAAACAGUUUUUUUUCAUGAAAAUAUACCUUUAAAAUUAUACGCAAUUAAAGUUAUGCCUUUAAACUACUGUAUUCAUAUGUAUAGCACACCCUGUCGUAUGAGCAACACAGAAUGUAGAAAACAUUUGCAUGAAUGCACUUGUCAUUUCAUGCAUAACAUCAAACGCCUUUAACGUUUAAAAGAAUACAUAUUUUACUAGAAAAAAUCGUGCGAAAUCGUUUUUACUAGAAUAAUACAACUUUUUCAAAGUUAUAGAUUUAUUUGCUUAAUAUAUAUUAUAAAAAAACUCAUAUUAUGUAUGAUUAAGGGUUUAAAUUGUAAUUAAAGAGCGUGCUUACAUUGGAUACUUAUUUUUAACGUAAAAAUUUAAACUUCAGCGUGCCUUUGCUAAAAAACAAUCAACUUGAGAAAUAACGGACGGCCUAAACUACAUGCAUAUGUGUGCUUGUGAAGUGGUCAUCAUAUGUAUACAUUGUUGCUUUACAGGAUAAUUGCAAACACUGGGUCAGUGCGCUAAUUGUCCUGCUGCUCACUUGAACUGAAGUGUGUCUUGAGACUGUCGUAAUUUGAAACGAAAACCAAUAUUUAUUUUAUAAGCAACUGAUUAAUAACUAUUACUUUGUGCUAUGCGAAAUUUUUAUAUAUAUAAUUUAUUACCUAUAUGCAUACACACAUACUUACACGUACUUGACAUACAGAAAUUAAUAUACAUUUGUAUUUGUAAUUUCUGUUACAUCAUACAAACAUAUAAACAUGAAAAUUUCAUUACAUAACUUACACAUGAAAUUACAAGGAGGUAGCGUUUGCUAGUGUUUUAAUUUACACUCUAACAAUUUGUUCACCAGAUUUCAAUAUUUAUUUAUUCUUAGCACAUUGCUGAAGCCAAAUAACAAUGCCUUUAAGUUUUUAAUGUUAAAAACAAUAUCAAAUAAAUGUGAGAAAUAUUGCUUAUUUUCUACAUAAAAAUUAUAAAGCGAAUAUGAAGCAGUAGUUUAAUAUUUUUUUUAAUAAAAUUUAAUAUUACUCUGCAAGCAAAGAAGUUAAAUGAAAUGUUAUUUAAAUACCUUUUUUAGUAGUAGUCAUUGAAUUUUUCACGUUCUGUUGCAUUAUACAUGGAACAAAGCAACAAAAGUUAGUACAUACCAUGUAAAAACUAAUUCAAAGACAUUUUUGUAUCCUAACGUUAACAAGAAAGUAAAAAACACAAAGAUUUUUAAUCUUUAUAAUUUCCGUGUAACUUAAAGCCCAUAACGAACUAAUGAUACAAAUUAAAAAAUGAAGAUAAUGAUCAUUUUGCCAAUGAAUGGAUAAUAAAAAGAUGAAAAGAACAAAA
This is a messenger RNA of Bactrocera neohumeralis, 8685 nucleotides long. RefSeq names its product synaptotagmin-14 (gene Syt14). The record is from RefSeq and is a predicted model, not a curated record. Lineage: Eukaryota; Metazoa; Arthropoda; Insecta; Diptera; Tephritidae. The transcript is spliced from 9 exons. Bases 415 to 2190 code for a protein of 591 amino acids.